Messenger RNA from Saxophila tyrrhenica, 1206 nucleotides. RefSeq lists its product as uncharacterized. The transcript is spliced from 2 exons. The record is from RefSeq and is a predicted model, not a curated record. The coding region runs from base 1 to 1206 and encodes 401 amino acids. Gene Ontology annotation, molecular function: zinc ion binding; 5-methyltetrahydropteroyltriglutamate-homocysteine S-methyltransferase activity. Lineage: Eukaryota; Fungi; Ascomycota; Dothideomycetes; Mycosphaerellales; Extremaceae.
AUGUCUUCAGCUCCCAGAAACCCUCCAUUCCGCGCAGAGCACCUGGGCUCGCUCCUACGCCCUUCCAAGCUCCUGAACAAACGCCAUGCUAUCCAGCAGAAGAAGGAAGGUGAAGAUGGCCUCCGCCCACUCGAAGACGAAUGCAUCAACGAGACUGUCAAGAUGCAGGCAGACUGUGGUUUCAAAGCCAUCAGCGACGGAGAAUACCGCCGGCACAUGUUCUGGGGCACCUUCUUCCCUACUCUCAACGGGAUGAAAGAGAUCUUCGGUCCUGAAGCAAGCAUCUUCCGCGAGUACGUGCCAGACAUUGCGGCUUUCUUGGAGGAAGAGAAGGUACCUGGCGAGAGCGUGAUUUGCGAUGGGAAGAUCAGCCACACUGGCAAGAGCUCGUAUAUUGGGCAGUAUGAGUACCUCAAGAGUAUCACGCCGAAAGAGCAGCAUGGACAGAUCAAGAUGACGCUUGCGGCGCCGAACUGGUAUCAUCUGAGGUACAAGGAUGGCAAGGCGUACCCUAAGGACGUCUAUUCGAACGAUGACGAGUACUUUGCGGACAUUGCGAAGGCCUAUCGGACUGAGCUGCAGAUUCUGUAUGAUGCUGGGCUGAGGAAUGCGCAGGUCGACGACCCUAAUCUUGCCUACUUCUGCUCGGAAAAGAUGAUCGAAGGCUGGAAGAAAGACCCAGCCAACACCCGCACCAUCGACGAGCUCUUUGACGCCUACAUCGACUUCUACAACGACUGCUUCAAAGCCCCAAAGGACAUGCAUAUCGGUAUCCAUCUCUGCAGGGGCAACUUCGUCAAUUCCCGCCACUUCUCUGAAGGCGGCUACGACCGCAUAGCCACGAAGCUGUUCAACAAGCUCAACGUCUCGACCUACUACCUGGAGUACGACACUUCGCGAGCCGGAGGGUUCGAACCGCUCAAGGAGCUGCCGAAGAACAAGAACGUCAUUCUGGGAGUCAUCACGAGCAAAUUCCCGGAGAUGGAGGAUAAGGAGGAGAUGAAGAAGAGGAUCUGGCAGGCGGCUGGCAUCGUGGCGGAAGGGACCGGUGAGAGCAAAGAGGAGGCAGUGAAGAGGCUGGGUGUGAGUCCGCAGUGUGGGUUUGCUAGCCAUGAGGAUGGCAAUCUGCUGGGAUGGGAUGAUAUGGUGAACAAGCUGAAGUUGGUCAGGAGUAUUGCGGACGAUAUCUGGCCAGGCGAGCCAUGA